This is a messenger RNA of Effrenium voratum, 633 nucleotides long. The record is from the annotation of a GenBank genome assembly. Lineage: Eukaryota; Dinophyceae; Suessiales; Symbiodiniaceae.
AUGGCCGUGACUUCGCUGGCAAACGCUUCGGCAAAAGCGGCGAAGGGCUGCAAGGGCGCGCCACGUGCAGCGCCGUCCGGUUUUGGCGCGCGGCAGGACCCGGGCAAAGGGAGCUUGCGCGCGCGCAGGGGCCGCUUUGAGAGCUACCUGGCACACAUGGCCCGUGACGGCGCCUGGGGCGACCAUGUGACAUUGCAGGCGGCCGCAGACGUGUUGGGCGUGAGGAUCCACGUGGUGAGCGACUUUCUGGAGGAGGCCUACAUUGAGGUGACCCCAGAACAGCAGAAGAGCAGCAAGGUGCUGAAGCUGUGCUUCUGGGCUGAGGUCCACUACAACUCGCUGGAGGUGCAAACGGAUGAAGAGGACCUCUCCCGGGGCUACGGCUUCGUGCACUUUGCGGAGAAGGAGUACGCGCUGAAGGCCACGCUGCUGCUGAAUGGCCUGCAGAUUGGCAGCAGCUGCGUGCAGGUGCGCCCGGCGGCGCCGGGGGAUCUGGAGCUCUUCACGGGCUGCAUCUACUCUCUUGCCACCGCCGUCCGCGCGGUCUACCAGCCGCCGGCUGACUGGAUGUCUCCCAACUUGGAGGCCUACGGUGCGGGUCCCGGCCCCAGGAAAACGAAGCCGGGCCGGUAG